AACUAACCCAAUGAUUUUCAGUAUCCAGGGCAGUAAAGAAGAAAGAAAAGAACGAUAAACUAUUGAACGGCGUCAUUUGAUUAAAAACGUCGUCGUUUUAGUUGUCACAAAACUCCAUUGGACAAGCGUGCCGGUAAAUCUCUUACCAAUUUAGCGGAGAAAGUAAAAUGAAGUCAGCAUUGUCGCUAGCGAGCCCAAAGAAUCUCAAUCGCAUUCUGCGUCCUACAUUCAUCUCUCACAGAACCCAUUUCGUUCUCGCGAUCCGGGGAAUCUAUCCCACUUCCUUGGUUUUCGGGAGCAAUAUUGCUGGCCAUCGUUACGUGAGGCUCAGAGUGAUGGCGUCGUCUUUCAAGCCGGAGGAAGCCAGGGUACCGCCUGCUGUUCCCUUGCCCACCCCGCCUGUCACCAAGUUCAAGAUUGCGCUUUGCCAGUUAUCGGUGACGCCGGAUAAAGAGAGGAACAUUGCGCAUGCUCGGAAGGCCAUCGAGGAAGCUGUGGAAAAGGGUGCCCAACUUGUUCUGUUGCCUGAAAUAUGGAACAGUCCCUAUUCAAAUGACAGCUUCCCAGUUUAUGCUGAAGAAAUUGAUGCUGGUGGUGAUGCAUCUCCAUCAACAGCAAUGCUGUCUGAAAUUUCUGGCCGUUUGAAGAUCACUAUAGUUGGUGGCUCUAUACCUGAACGUUCUGGGGAUAAGUUGUAUAAUACUUGUUGUGUCUUUGGUUCUGAUGGAAAGCUGAAAGCGAAGCACCGGAAGAUACACCUUUUUGAUAUUGAUAUUCCUGGGAAGAUUACCUUUAUGGAAUCAAAGACUCUUACCGCAGGGGAGUCUCCAACUGUUGUGGACACAGAUGUUGGGCGUAUUGGUAUAGGUAUCUGUUAUGACAUUCGAUUUCAGGAACUGGCAAUGAUAUAUGCAGCAAGAGGUGCUCAUUUGCUAUGUUAUCCUGGAGCAUUCAACAUGACAACUGGACCAUUGCAUUGGGAACUAUUGCAGAGGGCAAGGGCCACAGAUAAUCAGUUAUAUGUGGCUACUUGUUCACCUGCUAGAGCUGCCGGAGCCAGUUAUGUGGCCUGGGGCCACUCUACUCUCGUAGGACCUUUUGGAGAAGUCCUGGCUACCACCGAACAUAAUGAGGACAUAAUUAUAGCAGAGGUUGAUUAUUCUGUGCUUGAGCAAAGAAGGGCGAGUCUUCCCUUAACAAAGCAACGGCGUGGUGAUCUUUACCAGCUGGUAGACAUCCAGAGAUUCAACUCUCAGUGACUACAGCAACAUAUGUUGUAAGACUUGUUUGACUGAUGCAAGAAUUUCAUUCAAAAUGUGGGUGCAGAUAUUGAAAAUUAUGUAACUGUCAUGGCUCUUGACUCUUGGAAAAUUGUAUCACCAUAUUUACUGCAAAAUGAAAGGGUUGUUGAAGA
Messenger RNA from Rubroshorea leprosula, 1414 nucleotides. Lineage: Eukaryota; Viridiplantae; Streptophyta; Magnoliopsida; Malvales; Dipterocarpaceae. The record is from the annotation of a GenBank genome assembly.